Brassica napus (rape) is the source of this 1497-nucleotide messenger RNA. RefSeq names its product polyadenylate-binding protein-interacting protein 11. Gene Ontology annotation, molecular function: RNA binding. The transcript is spliced from 9 exons. Lineage: Eukaryota; Viridiplantae; Streptophyta; Magnoliopsida; Brassicales; Brassicaceae. The record is from RefSeq and is a predicted model, not a curated record. The coding region runs from base 177 to 1271 and encodes 364 amino acids.
AUUUAUUAACAACAAUCCUUUGGUAAUAACUCUCUCUCUCUUGUCUCUCUUUUUCUCCUUUUUCUCCCCCUCCUUGGAGAGAGCACCUUAUGCUGAUUCGUCUCCUUGUCUUCCUCAAAUCGUGAACCCAAAAAAUUCAGAUUUAGAUAUCUGGGUAUUGUAGAGAAUCGUGGAUCAUGGCGGUUGUUGAGAGUGGAGUAGCUGCAGAUUCAGGAGCCGUGGUCCAGCCGACAAGUCAAGAUUCGGAUGAUCAGAACCAUCAGUCGUCAAGGAUCGAGGUUGGGGAGGAGGAGGGGCUGUACAGCAAGAUCGGAUCCCAUCCGGGGAGAUCGGAGGGGUCAGAUGGUGGGGAGAGCUACAAGCGUGAGAUGAGGGAGCUCCAGGAGCUUUUCUCCAAGCUCAAUCCCAUGGCUGCUGAGUUCGUUCCUCCCUCCCUCUCUAAACAACCCAACGCUGCUUUCUUCUCUAACAACGCCUUUCCUGCUGCCGGAAAUGCCCCCCUUGAAGUCAACGCCUACGGUCACGACACCGCCGGUUUCCGACGGAAGAAGAGCUUUGGUCAAGGGAAACGGAGGAUGAAUGCUCGAACAAGCAUGGCUCAGCGAGAUGAUGUCAUCCGAAGAACCGUCUAUGUCUCUGAUCUCGAUCAACAGGUCACUGAAGAGCAGCUUGCUGGUUUGUUUGUUAACUGUGGACAGGUUUGUCUCUCUCUUUCAAAAAGAAAAAAAAAAAAAAAAACUCAAAUCAUUGGGUUUGUGUGUGUUAACUGUGUGUUUGGUUAUAAGCAGGUUGUUGAUUGCCGCAUAUGUGGUGACCCGAACUCAGUACUUCGGUUUGCUUUCAUUGAAUUCACUGAUGAAGAGGGUGCGAUGACUGCUCUGAAUCUAUCGGGGACUAUGUUGGGAUUCUAUCCUGUGAAAGUCCUUCCAUCUAAAACAGCUAUUGCACCUGUUAACCCCACUUUCUUGCCCAGGACUGAAGAUGAGCGAGAGAUGUGUGCAAGAACUAUCUAUUGCACUAACAUUGACAAGAAGGUGACUCAAUCAGACGUGAAGAUUUUCUUCGAAUCCUUCUGUGGAGAGGUUCUCCGUCUGAGGCUCCUUGGCGAUUAUCAACACUCGACUCGUAUUGCUUUUGUAGAGUUCGUGAUGGCUGAAAGCGCGAUAGCAGCUCUCAACUGCAGUGGAGUUGUUCUAGGUUCUUUACCGAUAAGGGUGAGUCCUUCAAAGACACCUGUUCGUCCCAGAUCACCGAGGCAUCCAAUGCAUUGAUCUUAGCGUUACACGUUUCUUCCACAUAUGUCUCUAUAUAUAUAUAUAUAUGUGUGUCUCGCUCUCUCUUGCGAAACUGCAUACACAGACAUGUAAAGAUGUUUGUUUGCAUCUCUUUGUUUUGGGAAUGUAACUCUGGGAUCUGAUGAUGCUUCUUCCCUUUACCUUUUGUCUUGCCUUGAGAGUUUUCGAUGUCACUCUUUUAAUGUCAAAGAGCUUUGAACCA